CGAUCAACUGGUUUAUAAUUCUUUACUACCUUUUUUGCUUCUUUCAUUUUUGCGCUUCGAUGGACAGCCCUCAGCGGCCGGCUUUGCCGUAUACCAUUGGACAACAACGCACCCUUACCAGUUCAAAAUCAAUCACUCAUGCUAACACCACAAAGUUAUCCGGCCCAAUGCAACCGUCCCGAUCAGCGUUGCUGGAAACCACCAACCGCCGAGAUUCCCACUCCACACAGUCCAUGUCCAUGUCGAAAUCAGCCGUAGCAUCUAAAAACAGCGAAAAUGUCAAAGUGACCGUACGCUGCCGCCCCAUGAUUGGCAGAGAAUCAGCAAGCAAAACAGACAACGCCUGGGAAGUGUUGCCAGAACAAUCGAAAAUCCGCCUGGCUGAAACAGCACGCCGCCAGGGCAAACUUCCACUGGAAUACAGUUACGACCAUGUGUUUUCUGGAAGUAAAAAUAUCGAUCUAUACGAUGCUAGUGUGCGUGAACUAGUAAAUCAAGCAAUGAACGGAUACCAUGCCACGGUGUUUGCCUAUGGACAAACAGCCAGUGGCAAAACUUAUACUAUGGUAAGCACUGAUGCGGAGCCUGGUGUUAUCCCUCUGGCAGUGGAUAACGUGUUUGAGUACAUCAAGCAGGCUGUAACCAAAGAAUUUCUGCUCCGUGUAUCCUAUCUUGAAAUUUACAACGAAAGCAUUCGAGACUUGCUUGCACCCGAAAACACAGACCUGAAAAUUCGGGAAGAUCGGAGGAGAGGCUUUUUUGUGAGCCCAUUGACAGAAGAAGUCGUGACAUCGCCUCAAGAUGUCCUAAAGGUGAUUGAAAAAGGCGAAGCCAAUCGUCACAUCAGCACUACCGACUAUAAUCUUCACAGCAGUCGAAGCCAUACCAUCUUUCAAAUGGUGAUUGAAAGCAGGGAACGAUCCAGUGCUAGUAUGGCGCUCAACUCUAUUUCACGAAGAAAUUCAUUCCAGCAGCAGCGUGAAGCGACCAAGAUAUCACAACUCAAUUUGAUUGAUUUGGCUGGUUCGGAAAAAGCAGUGUCAAAUCAUGACCGACGGAAAGAAGGGGCUUAUAUCAAUAAAAGUCUAUUAACUCUUGGUAUUGUCAUUGCCAAACUGACUGAACCUAACCAUGGAAACUCUCACAUACCCUUUCGCGAUUCCAAGUUGACCCGAAUUCUUCAGACCGCUUUAUCAGGGCAUGCAAAGGUAGCCGUCAUCUGCACCAUCAGCCCCGCUAUUACUUCUCUCGAAGAGUCCAACAAUACCCUAAAGUUUGCCGCACGUGUCAAGAAGAUUGUGAUCUCUGCUAAAAAUGACGCUGUGAUGGAUGACAAGGCAUUGAUUCAAAAGUACCGUGGAGAAAUUGUAGAGCUUAAAACAAAGCUGGAGACAGCCAAUGAUGUACUGGAACGGGAAAAGAAGCAUACACAAUCUAUAUUAUCAGCAGAAAGGCAACAGCAUGAACAGCAAUUAAAGCAAAUGCAGCACGUGCGCGCGGCGUUGAAAGAACGAAUCGAUCACUUAACACGACUCAUUCUCACCUCUUCGUCGGUGGUGAGCCAUGAUCAGAUAGCGUCUGAUACCUUGGAGACGUCCCGUUUGACCGAGCAUGCCAUGAAAGCUUCAGGGCAAGAUCCUUGGUCACUGGUUCGCAAUCUGGAGCAACAACUGAAAGAAGCUCAACUCGGUCGGCAAGCGGCAGAGAAGCAAUGGAUGGAAGAGAAAAGGCAACUUCAAGAAAAGAACGCUCAACUUGAGGCUGAAUUGAGUAUUUUGAAAACCGAGCUUCACGUCAUGCGGUUUAUGACCCAUCGUACUGAUCAACCCGAUUCCCAACCCUGAACUACCAAGUAGAUAACCUAUACAUAAUUCAUUCUGUACACUGUUUUUAUAUACAACAAUAUACCUUUGCAACGUACUCUUAUUUUGUUCAAAGCAUCACCGCAUACAGUAAUAUGGUUUCCAGGGCUAAACCAGUUUCACUGUUGCUUUAUCGAUGCACGUGUUGAUUU
Molecule: messenger RNA, 2014 nt
Organism: Radiomyces spectabilis
Lineage: Eukaryota; Fungi; Mucoromycota; Mucoromycetes; Mucorales; Radiomycetaceae
Product: P-loop containing nucleoside triphosphate hydrolase protein
Exons: 17
Coding region: 60-1844 (594 amino acids)
Biological process (GO): mitotic cell cycle; microtubule-based movement
Cellular component (GO): microtubule
Molecular function (GO): plus-end-directed microtubule motor activity; ATP binding; microtubule binding
Source: RefSeq, a predicted model, not a curated record